UAAGUAUGUAUGUUGUAAUUAAUUUAUGUUUACCAGAAGCAAUGAAAAAUGUUAUGGCAACAAACUUAUUAGCUUCCAGAAUGAUCUCCUCCUCAGCCAUUGUUCCAAGCUUCCUACAAACUCCUGCCCAAAGACUGAAUGGUUAUGAAGUAGAACCUUACAAUGAAAAUCAAGGUAAUAAAUCGAUUGUAAUUCGUAACGGAUAUGAACAGAAGAAGCACACUUACAUCAUCUUCGAUGGUAUUCUCAGCACUGUCCAAGCAAACAAAAGGGACCAACAAGGAUUCAAAGAAAUAACCGCCAGAGGAAAGAAAGGGAUUGAAAAAGAGGGAGAUGAUUUGUCUCUUGAGCUCACUCUCACUUGAAAUCAAGCUUCAUGCAUCUCUUUCUGAUGUUUAUAUCUUGAUCAUAAAAUUUUAAUGCAAAAGGGUGCAUAACUUGGGAAGAUUUUGUAACGGCAAAGUUGGGAUUAUAUAUGGCAAUAAUAUGGUAUAUGAUAAGCUAUAGAGAUAUUGUAUAGUUCUCUGUGACUUGAUUAGAUCCAACUUAGAAACAUGAGCAUAUAUGUACUAUUUUGCUUGCAAUUUGGGAUU
Molecule: messenger RNA, 593 nt
Organism: Vicia villosa (hairy vetch)
Lineage: Eukaryota; Viridiplantae; Streptophyta; Magnoliopsida; Fabales; Fabaceae
Exons: 3
Coding region: 6-365 (119 amino acids)
Source: RefSeq, a predicted model, not a curated record